Messenger RNA from Lottia gigantea (owl limpet), 1516 nucleotides. RefSeq lists its product as hypothetical. The transcript has 7 exons. Lineage: Eukaryota; Metazoa; Mollusca; Gastropoda; Lottiidae. Gene Ontology annotation, biological process: phosphocreatine biosynthetic process. Gene Ontology annotation, molecular function: creatine kinase activity. Bases 80 to 1156 code for a protein of 358 amino acids. The record is from RefSeq and is a predicted model, not a curated record.
AUCAUUUAGCACAUAUUAUACGACGCCAAAGAUAUUUCUGACACCAACCAAGGGUUUGAUAUCUCGGUACUCUCUCAAAAUGGCAAGUGGAGCUAAUUUGAAUACUGAACAACUCUAUGAAAAAUUAUGUGCUCAAAAGGAUUCAAAGUCAUUAUUGAAGAAAAACCUUACUCCAGAAAUUUACAAGGAAUGUAAAGACAAAGUUUCAAAAUUCAAGGGAAAAUUGGCUGAUUGCAUCCGAUCAGGAUGUAUGAACCCAGAGAGUGGUGUCGGAAUCUAUGCGUCUGAUCCCGAUGCAUACACAACCUUCGCCCCAAUCCUGGAUGCCGUCAUCAAGGAUUACCAUAAAGUUGAUACUUUAAAUCACCCACAACCAAACUUUGGUGAUAUUGCCAAUCUUGGAUUUGGGGAUUUGGAUCCUGGAAAGCAAAUGAUUGUAUCCACCAGAGUCCGAGUAGGAAGAAGUCACGAUAGCUUUGGAUUCCCACCAGUUCUUACAAAAGAGGACCGUGUUGAUAUGGAAAAAGUAUCAAAAGAAUGCUUAGCUAAAUUGGAAGGUGAUUUGGCUGGUGAAUAUUUCCCAUUAACUGGUAUGUCCAAAGAAACCCAGACAAAACUUACUGAAGAUCAUUUCCUCUUCAAUGAUAGUGAUAGAUUCUUACGUGAAGCUGGAGGCUAUGAUGACUGGCCUACUGGUCGUGGUAUUUUCUUCAACAAAGCUAAAAACUUUUUAGUCUGGGUCAACGAAGAAGAUCAUCUCCGAUUUAUCUCUAUGCAAAUGGGAGGCGAUUUGGGAGAAGUUUAUUCCCGAUUAGUUAAGGCUAUUGGAGCUUUGGAAAAAAGUGGUUUGAAAUUCGCCAAAAAGGACAACCUUGGUUAUCUUACUUUCUGCCCAAGUAACUUGGGUACAACUCUCCGAGCUUCAGUACACAUCAAAAUCCCCAAGUUGGCUGCUUCACCAGAUUUCAAAGAAUUCUGUGACAAAUACAACAUCCAAGCCAGGGGUAUCCACGGUGAACAUACUGAAUCUGUUGGUGGUGUUUACGAUAUCUCCAACAAGAGAAGAUUAGGUUUAACUGAAAUCGAUGCUCUCCAAGAAAUGAGACGGGGUGUUGAAGCAGUCAUUGCCCGAGAAAAGGAACUCGCUGGAAAAUAAGUUCAACGUUUUCAGUUAGUUUCAUUCUAAAAGAAACAGUAUUGUUUUAAGCUAAUCAGUAAACUUUGUAAAUAUAAUCAUGUGUUUUACUACACUUGUCCACAAUUCCACUGGUCUCUUAACAUAAAAUUGGUUCAAAUACUUCCCAAUUGUAGAAUUACAUGCGAAGAACUGGCAAAAAUUGUUAAAUUAUUUGUUUUGUUAACGAAGUUGUUUAGUUAUUGAUUAAAGAACAGAAUGUAGUGUGUAUAAAACCGUGAGUGUACAUGUUAAAGUAUAUCUUUAGAACCACUUGUGAUAAGCAUUACCAAUCCCUUUUGUUUUUUCUGAGAUCCAUGAAUAAAAUGUUUGAAAAAAUUA